AUGGCUUCUACUUCAUCUGGCAAAGAGCGCACUUAUAAAGAAGCAAUUCUACAAUGGGGUUUCACAAGCAUCGUAGACAAAAAUAUAGAAAAGCCCCAGUGUGUUUUGUGCCUCCUACGCACUGGCGACCAUGGUCGCCGCGACCUAGCCGCGGCGGCCAGUGAAUUCUGGACUUUAUAUGGCAAUCGCUAUAGCCCCUACGCACUUAGCGGCCAGCGACCAGCGGCCACCGUUGGCCGCGGCGUCCAAUUUGAUGCCACGCGACCAGCGACCAAUCGUGGCCGUCGAGAACAUCACUUCUGUAUUAAAAUUCAUCAGUGCUACCGCAUCGGCCGCGGCGACCAGACGUGUAGCUAG
Molecule: messenger RNA, 357 nt
Organism: Pieris macdunnoughi
Lineage: Eukaryota; Metazoa; Arthropoda; Insecta; Lepidoptera; Pieridae
Source: the annotation of a GenBank genome assembly